AACAAGCAGGAAGAUCCAGAAAAAAAAGCAAGUUAACAACUAGUUAUGUUAAUGCUUCACCUGUUGUCCAGUGACGUGAGCUCUGCGCCAUAGAUUCAAAACUGUGUGGGCGGACACACACACAUACACACACAUAUACACGCAAACACCUCCCCGUCCAGAAAGGAGCUGGAGACCCCUUACCUCAAUCACACCCCGAGGCCUUGAAACUCCCAGCUCCAAGCUUCACGUGUCUAUAAAAAGAGCAUCUCCUCAGCCAAGGAAGCAACAGAGAGACCUUUUUCCUGCAGAGCGUUUUUCACCGAGGAGCAGAGAGAAAGCAGAAGAGGAGGAAGAGACGGAUCAGGGUAUAGAAGAUCUGUGGACAAACGGAGAGAGAACAAGAGGAGAGAAGAGAGGAGGAAAGCAUUUAGAGAAGGCUGAAGAUGGUGUGUGUGUGUUGGUUCUUCUUGGUGCUGAUGGCGUGCGUGUGCGUCCCCGGGUUUGGCUCGUUGUGCUUGGACAGCUCCAUCUGCAACAACCUGAGCAACAAGGGGAACAUAAUGGACUGUAUUCACCUCUGCAUGUCUGUGAUCCAGACUGAAUUCCCAGAGCUGGAUGCGUCAGGCCUGAAGAGCAACGAUGAUGAAGACCUUUUACUGAGCAUUGUUCUGUCCAAAAUGGUCUCUGAAGACAAGAUCUCAGAGUCAGAAUUGAAAGCCCACAGAGACCAGCGGCGCUCCUAUUCGAUGGAGCAUUUCCGCUGGGGCAAACCCACCGGCCGUAAACGUCGACCUGUAAAGGUGUUUGCCUCUUCCCUGGAAGGAGGAGGCUCUUUCGAGAAUAAUUUCCCCUUUCAGGCUCGCAGGCAGCUGAGCAUAAAUGAAGAGGAAGCAAUGGGAGGCCCAAAUGGGGAAAGUCAUCAAAACAAGGUAUUGCUAAAUGCAAGGGUUGUCCAGAAACCACAGACUCAGUUGAGCGCCCAGCACAGAAAAGAUGGAACCUAUCGGAUGAGUCACUUUAGAUGGGGCAGCCCACCUGUCUCUAAACGUAACAGCCUUUUGAUGAAGACUUUGGAGAAGAAACCUCAGGCGCAGCUGGUCAAGCUCUUGAGGAACAUUUUGGAUAAGGAUGUACAGAGGAUAAUGGAAUAAACGGAGGAUGAGGAAGAGGAGAGGGAGGGCCGCCGCGUUGUGUAAAAAGUCUAAUAGCUGUUGCAUGUUAGUUCCCACAGGUUUUACUUUUAACUGACAGAAACUUGUCAUUACCAUAAGCAUGUAGCUUAAUGUUUUCUUAGCAAAAGGUUUGUCUCAAUGGAACAUGAACUGAACAUAAGAAACAAGACCGUUUUGCUGAAUAAAAACCACACUGCACCCACUGA
This is a messenger RNA of Notolabrus celidotus (New Zealand spotty), 1360 nucleotides long. RefSeq names its product pro-opiomelanocortin-like. The transcript has 3 exons. The record is from RefSeq and is a predicted model, not a curated record. Lineage: Eukaryota; Metazoa; Chordata; Actinopteri; Labriformes; Labridae. Gene Ontology annotation, biological process: neuropeptide signaling pathway. Gene Ontology annotation, cellular component: extracellular region. Bases 426 to 1133 code for a protein of 235 amino acids. Gene Ontology annotation, molecular function: neuropeptide hormone activity.